AUGCCCCAAAAUUCAUUUAUUAUUGCUACCAAGACAGUCAGUGCAGAAGUGUAUGUCUUUGAUUAUAGCAAGCACCCAUCAAAGCCUCCACUAGAUGGUGCGUGCAAUCCUGAUUUACGGCUGAAGGGACACAACUCUGAAGGAUAUGGCCUGUCCUGGAGUAUCUUUAAAGAGGGUCAUUUGCUGAGUGGAUCGGAUGAUGCUCAAAUUUGCUUAUGGGACAUCACAGCAAAUGGUAAAAAUAAAACUCUCGACGCAUACCAGAUUUUUAAGCUGUUGGUACCACAUGGCAUGGUCCAUAGUCAGUUAAGCAUCUUUCAUGAUGGCGUUGUCGAAGAUGUUGCUUGGCAUUUGAGGCAUGAAUACUUAUUCGGCUCAGUUGGUGAUGAUCAUCAUCUCCUAAUUUGGGAUAUGCGUACUCCUGCACCUACCAAGCCUGUACAGUCUGUGGUGGCACACCAGGGCGAGGUGAAUUGCCUGGCUUUCAAUCCUUUCAAUGAAUGGGUUGUUGCAACUGGUUCAACCGACAAGACUGUCAAAUUAUUUGAUCUUCGGAAGAUUGAUACUUCGCUGCACACUUUUGACUGUCACAAAGAGGAAGUAUUUCAAGUUGGAUGGAGCCCAAAGAAUGAAACUAUACUUGCAUCUUGUUGCCUGGGAAGGAGACUGAUGGUUUGGGAUCUAAGCAGAAUUGAUCAGGAGCAAACACCGGAGGAUGCGGAGGACGGCCCUCCUGAGCUCUUGUUCAUUCAUGGAGGCCACACAAGCAAAAUCUCAGACUUCUCCUGGAACCCAUGUGAGGACUGGGUGCUUGCAAGCGUUGCUGAAGACAACAUCCUUCAGAUAUGGCAGAUGGCGGAGAACAUCUACCAUGAUGAGGAUGAUCUUCCCAGCGAUGAGCCGGCAAAGGCCUCAUGA
This is a messenger RNA of Triticum turgidum subsp. durum (durum wheat), 918 nucleotides long. NCBI's taxonomy places the organism in Eukaryota, Viridiplantae, Streptophyta, Magnoliopsida, Poales, Poaceae. The record is from the annotation of a GenBank genome assembly.